AUGGAUCGCCAAACACGUAAAGCCAACUUAAAAAAGUUACAAUUACCCAGUACCUCGGGAAACAAACAACAACGUAAAACUCGCCAAACAGCUAAAUCCAUACCAGCAACUGCAAAUACUGCCAUUACAAACUAUUUUUUAACACCCGAAAAAUCUAAUAAAGACCCUGUAGAAGAAACUAAAGAUAGACUAGGAAUUUCUCCAAUUGCUUUAGCACCUAAUAUACCCAAAGAAGAUGUACCAGCAUCAUCUGACAUUCCAGUAAAGCCUGCGACACGCACUCGUACUAAACGCACUAAACUCGAUGACUUUAUAUUCAAAGAUCCCAAUGAGAUUCCCGAUAGUAUUAAAAAUGCUAAAAAUGCAUUACAUGAUGAUAAUUUUAUUGUGCCCGAAAAGAAAGCCAAGAGGGCACCUAAAUUAACCCUGAGUGGCAGCCAAGCAAAAACCUCCAAAUCAUCCAGAUCAAAGAAACAAACUACCAUCAAGUCGGCUUUCUUAAGAAAUGAACAAUUAUUUGCGGAAAUUGCCGCCCAACAUUGUGCUGCCGAUCAGUUUGACGGUGAUGAUGUUCAAUUGGCUUUAGCCAUUUCCAGAUCAGAAGCGGAGAGUAAAGGUUUGGAGGUGAUGAAUGACCAUGAAAUUGAGGAUGAGGUUAAUUUGGUGGAUGGCAAUAAAGAUGCUGAAUCUAUUAGGGAAAAGUUAAAGAAAUAUGGAUUUAGAACUGCUGAUAAGACUGAUUACAACACCUUUGCUGCCGCCUUUCUACCCAAAACCAAUGGUCGUAGAGGAAAAUCUAAAUGGGCCAACAAAUUUACCGCCCUUACUUUACGAAGUCCGGAAAAUCAAUUGAAAAAACUACAAGAUAAUAUAGAAAAACUUUUAAAUAGCCAAUUUCACACCAAACGUUUAAGCGAACAAGAAUCUUUGUUAAGCCAGUAUAAACCACAAAGUUCUUUGCUAAAGAAGGCGAAUGUGCAUGCAAAUAAAAUAAUUUUAGAAAACGUAGAAAAUAUAAAUCAACCAAACGAUUGGUAUUUCGUUAGUGAAUUAUUUGAUGUCAAUCAACUACCAGCCGGGCAUUUAUUAAAAGAUUGGACUGCCAUACAGGGACGAGAUCUAACACCCACCACAAAAACGAAAGAAAUAACAGAUAAAUUACAAAAGUUGCAAAAUAUUUACAGAGACUUAGAGGAAUAUUUUAGUUCCAGGAAAAGAUUAGAUUGGACCAUAGAUAAUGAGAACAAAGAGGAGCAGGAAGUGCUUGAAAUCAAAGAUAAUGAUGAUAAUAAAAAAGAAGAGUCUCCAAAACAAACUGAAGAUAACAUAAAUACUGCUGCAAAUACUAAAGUUGUAGAAAAUCAAGAACUUGCUGAAAUGGUAGAUUUAAUAGAAGAUAUGCAAAGGAAUGAGACAGAAAUUGCUGAAUUUAUAUGUGAUAAGAAAAUUUUAAAACUUUUGACUUGUACUAAAUAUCUGGAUACAAUGCAAGUAUCUAGUUGUAGCAUAAAUACCCAGGACACAAUAAAUACCACACAAAAGGAAGAAUCUAACAACAGUUUAGCAGAAAUUUCAGAUGAUGCUAAAAAUAUGGAACUUGAUGAAAUGGUAGAUCUAACAGAAGAUGUGCAAGGAAAUAAAAGGGAAAUUGAAAAUACUGGAACACAACUCACUAACAUAAUAUGUGAUAACAAUGUUCUAAAACAUUUGCAAACUUCGAAAUUGUUGGAUAUAAAGCAAGUCUCUAGUUUUAAUAGAAAUACCCAGGCCACCAUAAAUACCACACAAAAGAAAGAAUCUCUGGAGCAAACAAAAUCCAACACCAGCCUAGCUGAAAUUUCUGAUAAUUCACAAACUAACGAACUUGAUGAAAUGAUAGAUUUAAUAGAAGAUAUGCAAAGAAAUGAAGCCGAAAUUGAAAAUACUGUUGUAAAACAACCCACUAACACAAUAUGUGAUAAUAAUAAUCCAACACUUUUGGAUAUAAAGCAAGUCUCUAGUUGCACAAUAAAUGCCACACAAAAACCCAGAUCAAAUUCACCCGAUUUAUUUGCGGAUUCGGAUGUCGAGAUGGAGGAGUGCGAUAAGGAAGUAGAUAAUAAAACUGAAGUUAAAACAGUGAUAAGUGAUGCCAAAGAUAAAAGUCGUAAUAGUUCCAUAGAUGAUAUGGAGGUUGGUGUUAACACUUAUGAAAUCUUUUCAAGUGAUGAAGUAAAGAAUACUUCAUCAUCGGAACAGAAUGAUUCAACUUUAAAAGAACCCUCUUCCACUAACUUAUCUAUCCCCGAUGACAACAUAAUCGAUUUAACUCAAGAUGAUUUACAAAUCUCAACCCACAAUAAAUCACAUAAUUUUAAUCAAAGUAAACCCAUAGAAGAAAUCGAUUUAUUUGCUGAAUCCCCUUCACAGGAAGAAUAUCAGGAUUUGGCCGAUAUCAAUAGCAACCGCCAAAAAUCAAAAGAUGUACAAGAAAACCAUGAAGAAACUUUCAAAUUCAGCUUAACUAUGGAAACAAAUGAAAAAGAAGAAACACAAGAACAGCUUAAAGAAUUUUCUACAAAUAAAGAGUUGGAAGAUAUUGAUGUUGUUUGUAUUGAUGAUAUUGUUUUACAUGAAAUAGCAAUGGAUCAAACAAAUACGUCAUUUUUAAAUUUCCAAGGCUCUAAACAAUUGGAAACUUGUUUUCAUAAAGAGACAGCCACGAAGGAGAAAGAAAUUAUUAGAGACAGUUUAUCAGCUAACGACACAGUAUUCCGGGAAUUGUGUAAUAGAUAUGUAAAUGAAGAUAACAACAUUUCCACUUCCAAAGAUAAACAAAACACUGACUUUGUUGAAAUUUUGCCCAUCAUUAAAACUCCUAAAAAGCUAACUCUGGAAACCCAAGAACAGCUUAAAGAAUUUUCUACAAAUAAAGUGUUGGAAGAUGAUGAUAUUGUUUUAAGUGAAAUAGCUAUGGAUCAAACAAAUACAUCAUUCCUAAAUUUCCAGGGCUCCAAACAAUUGGAAACUUGUUUUCACAAAGAGACAGCCACGAAGGAGAAUGAAACUAUUGUAGGCAGUUUAUCAGCUAACGACACCGUAUUCCGGGAAUUGUGUAAAAAAUAUAUAAAUGAAGCCAACAACACAUCCACUUCCAAAGAUAAACAAAACACUGACUCUAACAUUUUACCCACAAUUAAACCGCCUGAAAAAUGUGAACAAUUUACCAACUUCACUAUGGAUUUUGAUAUGACUGUUGACACUAAUCUAACUUUAAAAAGAAAAUCUAUGUCCUUUACUGCCAAAACUCCUCUGAAAAUGCACAAAAUGUCUAGCAAUACAGUACUAACUAAAUCUCAAUCGUUUAAUAAAAGUAAUAUGGAAAAUGUCAGCAUAGAUUUAACACAAAAUGAAGAUGAUGAUGAUGAUAUAGAACAGGCAGAAGAUGAUGAUGAUGAGUGUUUAGUUUUAUCAGAUGAUGAAAUUAACUAUUCCAUUUGGCAGGCCAAUAAGACAGCAAAUUUUCAAACUUCAGAGCAAUCGCAACAUGAAGAUGAUGUUAUUAGUAUAUCAGACAAACAGGCUGCAAGUGAUGAAGAACAACAAGAUUCAGACAAAGAAAAAAUAAUUGAGUUUCCCACUAAAGAUAAAAGCGUUAAGGAAUUUUCCCAUUUGGAUUUAAAAGACAAAGAUACGUCUUUAAUUAAAGUAGAGUUGCUGCCUGAACAAUCCUACAGUGAGAUCGAAGUAUUAACUUCAAAAUACUCCGCAGCUAAAACAUCUCAUCCAGAUGAUUUGAAAGUUGAUCGUAGUAAGUUUGGUAUUUUAGAAGAAUAUUAUGAACCCAUGGAUUUUACACCGAAUCUCUGCACUCCUAGAAAGGUUUUAAACGAAGCAUCUUUCCUAAGAUCACCCUCUGAAACCACAGCACCCAUGAAACGUUAUAGUAAUUGUCAUAGAUCUUCACAGAAAUUUCAAGAUUUAAUAAAUAAUAUUGGAGCAAAAUCUCCUACCAGCAAUUUUAAUGAUUUUGAUGAAUUCGAUCUUAUGGUCUACAAAAGUCCACCAAAGACUGUAAUAUCUGGCAAAAAGCCUCAGGGCAUUGAACAGCUAUUGACAGCUGAAAUAAGUUUUAAAGAACGCCAAAACUAUCCUCAACUCCAAAAAUCACCUACAUCAAUUAUACCCUUAAAAACCACACAGGAAGUAACAUACAAUAAUAAAACCUAUACCAUACGCUAUACCUCAUCGCCUAAACCGGACUUUAUGAAAUAUAGCGAAGCCGAAUUACUUAAGCAAUUAUACAAUUUUGGCAUAAAACCCUUAAAACGUAAACAAGCGGUUAAAAUGUUGGAAUAUAUUUACAAUCAAACUCAUCCUAUUGUAAUGGAAGAUGAUAAGGUUGAGACACCAAAACAAGAUAUUAUAGAUAUGGAAGAGUUUGAUCUACCUUGUACUUCAAAGGCGGCCUUAAGAGCUAAUUCAAUGCUAACAAAACCUAGUGAGAUUUUAGUUAGUAAUCCAAUUAUAAGUGAGAGGGAAUCGGCAGAAAUUUUGUUGGAUGUGGACAAUAAAAAGUUAAAUCUACAAGAUUCUUGUGGCCUGGAAAUGCUACGUUAUUGCAUUGAUCUUAAAGCGGAACUUUUGAAUGAAGAAUAUAUAUUGCAGACUAAUGUUACUAAAAAGACUCCUCAACCUUUAUUGCCCUUCCAUAUAGCGUGGUAUAAUUUGGUCUGUUCAAAUCCUAAAUUGCAUGAAAACAUAUUGAUGUAUGAGCCCAUUGAUCUGCAAGAAAUCUAUUUAUUUCUAAAAGGUUUAGGUUAUCGUUAUGAUCCCAAGGAUCUUAAAAUAUUUUUCGAUCGUCGUUGUAUAAUAUUUCGCUAUGAUCUUACGAGUGCUGAUGUUAGCAAAGGCAAAACGAACGAUACAAAUCGUCAUGUACGUAAAAGUAAAAAAACUAAAGUAACUAAAAAGUAAUUAUUAUAGAAUAUAUGUAUGUAUUAAAUAUUAUUUUUGACUAGCUAGUAAGUGUAAAUAUGCCAUGUAAUUGAAUUAUUUUUUGUUUUAAUUUAAUGUUUAAAAAUAAUUGAUUAUUUGUUAAAUUUAAUUUUAUACAAAUAGCCAGGUAUUUGGUUUUUGAUAUUCGUAAAAAUAAUAAAUGAUUUUUAUAUAAUAAAACAAAA
Calliphora vicina (urban bluebottle blowfly) is the source of this 5162-nucleotide messenger RNA. It is a transcript of the gene mus312, whose product is annotated as mutagen-sensitive 312. The record is from RefSeq and is a predicted model, not a curated record. The coding region runs from base 1 to 4956 and encodes 1651 amino acids. NCBI's taxonomy places the organism in Eukaryota, Metazoa, Arthropoda, Insecta, Diptera, Calliphoridae. Gene Ontology annotation, cellular component: Slx1-Slx4 complex; nucleus. Gene Ontology annotation, biological process: resolution of meiotic recombination intermediates; DNA repair; DNA replication. The transcript has 8 exons.